AUGCCGCCUCGACGCAGAAAGCCACCUCGCGCUGGCGCUCUCACAGAACUCCCUCCUCUCAAAAUCAUCCGCUCCAUCAUCCUUCUACAGCUGUCCUACUACAGCGCCGCGUUCGUUCUGAUACUGUUUACAACUCUCGUUCUCGGUCAAGGCUUCUCCCUAGGUCUUCUUUUCGACUGGCAGAUCGUCAGGGGCGACAACACUGUUGGCUGGACUGUCGGAUUUCUCUGGGUGGUCGAUGGCCUCAUAAUAGUAAUGCCUAUUAUGGUGAUGGUUGCUCGAUCGAAACUCGUCCCUGAUUUCGCGUUGACAAUACACUUCAUCCAUCUCCUGGCGACCUCGUUCUACACGAGGUCUCUGCCGACGAAUCUGCUUUGGUGGGGACUGGAAGCUGCCAGUACCGCGGUCACAAUCAUUUUGGGCAUGUGGGCGUGUCGGUAUCGUGAGCUUCGGCCCAUCUCCUUCGGAACGGUUCCAGCGAAGACAUCGUUAGACACGCCAGGCGACAACGUGCGUGGUGCCUAUGGCAGGGGCCGGAAUGUGGACUCGGGACCCAGUUAUGAAAUGGUCAAUGUGAUCAGAGGAGACGAGAACGUGUGA
This is a messenger RNA of Exophiala spinifera, 600 nucleotides long. RefSeq lists its product as uncharacterized. The transcript has 2 exons. Lineage: Eukaryota; Fungi; Ascomycota; Eurotiomycetes; Chaetothyriales; Herpotrichiellaceae. The record is from RefSeq and is a predicted model, not a curated record. Gene Ontology annotation, biological process: Golgi to plasma membrane protein transport; Golgi to endosome transport; protein localization to Golgi apparatus. Gene Ontology annotation, cellular component: trans-Golgi network; Golgi membrane. The coding region runs from base 1 to 600 and encodes 199 amino acids.